UGGGUGGUGGCACCUCCCCAAGUGGAUGGUGUCACCAAGCACUCUGUCUUCCCUGCAGCUGGUGUACCCAAGUGACUUCCGGCUCACAGACAAGGAGAAAAGCAGUAUCUGCUACCUGUCCUUCCCUGACUCCCACUCAGGCUGCCUUGGGGACACGCAGUUCAGCUUCCGCAUGCGUCAGUGUGGUGGGCAGAGGAGCCCCUGGCAUACCAACGACGGGCACUAUGACCGUGGAGCCCCCGUGGCGCUGCAGAGGGAGUCUGCACACUACUUUGGCUUCGUGCACUUCAGGCAGGUGAAGGACAGCUCCGUGAAGAGGGGCUACUUCCAGAAGUCUCUGGUGCUGCUAUCCCGUCUGCCGUUCGUCCGACUGUUUCAGGCGCUGCUAAGCCUGAUCGCGCCUGAGUACUUUGACAAGCUGGCACCCUGCCUGGAGGCAGUCUGCAACGAGAUUGACCAGUGGCCAGCCCCCAAGCCCGGGCAAACCCUGAACCUCCCUGUCAUGGGGGUGGUCGUCCAGGUCCGCGUCCCUUCCAGGGUGGACAGGUCUGAGGCCAGCCCGCUGAAGCAGUGUGAUCAGGAGAGCCUGCUACCUGCCCCGGUGGUUCUCACCAGUGUUCACGAGCUGGACCUGUUCAGGUGUUUCCAGCCUGUACUGGCUCACGUACAGACGCUGUGGGAGCUCAUGCUUCUUGGGGAGCCGCUGGUGGUCUUGGCACCCUCGCCCGACGUGUCCUCCGAGAUGGUGCUGGCCCUGACCAGCUGCCUGCAGCCCCUCAAGUUCUGCUGUGACUUCCGUCCCUACUUCACCAUCCACGACAGCGAGUUCAAGGAGUUCACGACGCGCACGCAGGCCCCACCAAACGUGGUCCUGGGAGUCACAAACCCUUUCUUUAUCAAAACACUCCAGCACUGGCCCCAUGUCCUCCGGGUUGGGGAGCCCAAGAUGUCAGGGGACCUUCCUAAGCAGGUCAAGCUGAAGAAGCCCUCCAGGUUGAAGACCCUCGACACCAAGCCAGGCCUCUACACCUCGUACACGGCCCACCUCCACCGGGACAAGGCCCUGCUCAAGCGGCUGCUCAAGGGCGUGCAGAAGAGGCGGCCUUCCGACGCACAGAGUGCCCUGCUGAGACGGCACCUCCUGGAGCUCACGCAAAGCUUCAUCAUCCCCCUGGAGCACUACAUGGCCAGCCUCAUGCCCCUGCAGAAGAGCAUCACACCCUGGAAGAGUCCCCCACAGAUCCGCCCCUUCAGCCAGGAUGACUUCCUGCGUGGCCUGGAGCAUGCGGGGCCCCAACUCACCUGCAUCCUCAAGGGCGACUGGCUGGGCCUCUACAGGCGGUUUUUCAAGUCCCCGCAUUUUGACGGCUGGUACCGGCAGCGGCGCAAGGAGAUGGCCCAGAAGCUGGAGGCACUGCACCUCGAGGCCAUUUGUGAGGCGGACAUCGAGACCUGGGUGAAGGACAAGUCCGAGGUGGAGGUUGUGGACCUGGUCCUGAAACUCCGGGAGAAGCUGGUGCGGGCUCAGGGCCGCCAGCUCCCCGUGAAGGAGGCCACGCUGCAGCGGGCUCAGCUGUACAUCAGGACAGUCAUCGGCUCCCUGCCCAAGGACCUGCAGGCUGUCCUGUGCCCACCCUAGGGCCGGCCGGGUCUGGCCAUGCUUCCCUCUUCCCAGCAACCCUUGCACUCCCGCCUUGGCCCUGCCGGCCUGGGCUCCCUCCCUGCACCUCCGUUGUCCCAGCAGUAAACCGACAUGUGGAGCCACA
Molecule: messenger RNA, 1766 nt
Organism: Carlito syrichta (Philippine tarsier)
Lineage: Eukaryota; Metazoa; Chordata; Mammalia; Primates; Tarsiidae
Gene: DENND6B
Product: DENN domain containing 6B
Exons: 19
Coding region: 26-1639 (537 amino acids)
Cellular component (GO): recycling endosome
Molecular function (GO): guanyl-nucleotide exchange factor activity
Source: RefSeq, a predicted model, not a curated record